AUUAAUACAUCAGGCUCUCAACAUCUGUGUACUUUGACACCAUUUUGUGAAAAGAUCUCCUGCAAGCAAAACAAACACCAUGAGAUCUUGCAGCUUUUAAACAGCAUGUCUCUUUCUACUAAAGAGGAUCAGAAAAAACUGAGCAGUUGUAUUGCAAAAUAUGAAAAAGAAGGUUGGAAUAGAGAGGACAAUAUCCCUGAUGUAGAACCUGAGUUUUGUUAUCCCUUACUUCACUGGGCAUGUGCUCUAGGUAAGGUCUCCACUGUAAAGUACUUAAUCAAGACUGAAGGCUACAACCCAAACCAAUUAACAGACCAGAGAGACUCCGGAAUACACCGAGCUGUGAAAUGUUUGGGAUCAAAGUGCCAGAAUACAACAAAGAAUAUUGUACAAUUAGAAGGCCUAUUAAACAUAAUUCCUGAGAACAUUGGCAUAGUGAAUAGUAAAGGAGAAACUCCCUUGCUUUUGUUGGUUAAAAUGAGGUCUGAAAUGGAAACCAACCCAGCUUUCUUCUCUGGUGCUGUUAGCUUAAUUUGCGCUUGUUCUAUGAAGCUUUCAGCAGAAAGCAGAUUUAGAGCUUUAGAUACACAGAAUAAAAAUGGUGAUACUGCACUUCAUCAGAUGGUUCAGCAAGAUGGCAUGUUGACUGAUAUUAAACGCAUAGUGGAAGCCAAGUGUAAACUUGGUGUGGAAAAUGGUUUAGGGUUGACUCCCUUGUUUCUUGCUGAGCAGAGUGGUAAACAAAAUUAUGUCAAGCUGUUGCUUGAUCACAUGCCAUCUUGCAUGGCUAACCGAAGUCGGCCAUCUCCACUUAGAAAGCGUAUAUCUGUUAAUGAAAAGUAUGUAAACAGAAAUGAUGAUGAUUCAAAACAAGAAUCUGCAACAAAGCCCAUGAAAAAAAGAUCAAGGACAAGAGCUGAUAGUGAGAGUGCAGAAAGCACAGAAUUAUCUGAUUCUGAAAGAAUGAGAAAGAAAUGUAACAUGCAUGAGCCUGAUUCAGAUCUGACAGUAGAACGAAUUGGUGAUAAUGUGCUGUAUAAUUCAAAGGAUUGUGCAAUACAGAUCAAGGCUGAAGUACAGGAAGAAAUGUGCAUAUGUAGAAAACAUGACAAACUUGUGACGAAACUGGGCAAUAAUAGCGUGGAUAAUUCAAGUGGAUUACUGAGGUAUCUCACAAUGAGUCCACCUGUCAAACAGCAAGUAGGGAACAUGCUACAAGACCAUAGAAAGAAAUUAGAAACUGAAUUAGAAGCAUGUGGGAAAGAUAGGCAAGCAAUUUUAAAAGCUAUUGAUACUUUGUCGUCCGAAGAACACAAGUGUAAAACUAGAAUGGUACAAUUACUGAAUGAGGUUGAGAAAUUACAAAAUGGUAUUGCAGAUAUGGAUAGACAGAGACAGGAACUCAAAAAGAGAAUGAUGGUCAAAGAUAAAGAACUUGCAGAGCAAACAGAACGAAUGUCUGUAUUAAAUCAAGGCUUGGCUUUUUGUUCACAGUAGCCAAAAACCAAGUUUUAUUACCAAAAUAUCAUCAUAUAUUUACUGUAUCCGAGUUUUGGGAUGUUUAAUAUUCUUUUUAGCAUCCAGACACCUAGUACUGCCAUGCCGUGGUGAUAUUGAAACAGUAAAACAAGGAAACAAGGCCAGUUUUGUUACCCAAACAUUGAUUGGAAACUUUCAAACCUAUUUUAUUACUUCAUCGUUAUACACUGUAUAUAUAUAAUUUUUAUUUUUCUAAGAACUUUGUCAUGUUUUAUAGACAAAUAUAUUCUU
Molecule: messenger RNA, 1770 nt
Organism: Saccoglossus kowalevskii
Lineage: Eukaryota; Metazoa; Hemichordata; Enteropneusta; Harrimaniidae
Molecular function (GO): protein binding
Source: RefSeq, a predicted model, not a curated record